Messenger RNA from Eleginops maclovinus (Patagonian blennie), 780 nucleotides. RefSeq names its product SIVA1, apoptosis-inducing factor (gene siva1). Gene Ontology annotation, molecular function: CD27 receptor binding. Bases 89 to 601 code for a protein of 170 amino acids. The record is from RefSeq and is a predicted model, not a curated record. Gene Ontology annotation, biological process: extrinsic apoptotic signaling pathway. Lineage: Eukaryota; Metazoa; Chordata; Actinopteri; Perciformes; Eleginopidae. The transcript has 4 exons.
UUGGCUUGUUGACGUAUCAGUAGCAAUUUUCCCGCAACAAACAUUUUGCAGUCACUAUUACCACGGUGGGACUUUUUUCGCUGAGAAAAUGACAAAACGAUCUUGUCCUUUUCCGGAAACCUUCUCCUCUCAAUACAAAAUUCAUGUCGGACAACAGGAGCUGAAUAAUUACAGCGUGUUUGGGAACAAAUACAGACAGGAAAUCUACUCAAAGACAAAGAACUUGCUCUUCAACGGUGCCAAGGCUGUGAUGGGCCAACUCUGGACUGGAGAGGAUAGCAGCACCAAACCACAGCCUAAUGGACAUGCUGAGACACCUGCAUGCAGCCAGACACUGCUGAGAGGACAGACACUGAUUGGACAAGAUGGAAGACUCACCAGAGUAAACUCUGCACAAGAUGGACCAGUGACUCCUACCGGCUGCUGGGUUUGCAAGAAGAGCCAGGGGUCCCGUACACCCUGCUCCCAGUGUGACCGUCUAGCCUGUUCCUCCUGCACCAGACAAUGCGCCAGCUGCUCCAGCCUCUGCUGCUCCGUCUGCACCAUCAUAGAUUACAGCGGGCAAUACGAUGAACUCCUUUGCUGCAGUUGUUCGACGUAAUGGACGACCAACAGCCGGGUCGGGAGUUGAACAUAUUAAGUUGCCUCACAUGAUAUUACUAAGACUGCAUUUUAAACCUGUGAUUUAUUUUUUUAUUUUUUUUAUGUGAUCCAAAUCUGUACUUGUAUAAAUGUAUUAUAUUCCAGAAGUAAUUGAAAUAAACUUGAAACACUUUUGUA